AACAAACGGCUCCAGUUCGUUUCUUUCGUUCCGUGCGAGCGGUUCAUCAGUGUGUUCCGCGGGUUUUUUCCGUGUCUAUUCCCGUGUCUGUACUACACGUGCGGUGUGUUUUUGGCGGUAAGCAACAAGGGGGAAAAAACGACUGUAAAAAUACUGACCCCGGUUCGAUGCUGGUAACCGGUUCGAGACGGUUUGCAUACGCUGCGUAUGCCGCGCACACGGUGAAAGAAAACGCACACAUCGAUGCGUUAUGUGCCCGGUACGGAGAUUGAAGGAAUUGGUGAUAACUUACAAGUGAACGAAAGUGAAGACCCUUCUGGAUGGAGAUAGAAAAUAGUGUUGAAAAUCAUGAUCUCCCUGGAAAUGGAUGUUAUUAGAAUUGAACGACCCGAUUUGUAGAACCUUUCGCAAUCGAGGAUAACCUUUGCAGCUAGCAUUGACCAUACCGAAUGCCCUUCAACUGGUACAAUUAGAAUAGGUGUCAUUGAAGCGAUUGUUUAGAAAAAUUAACCUGUAAGAGAAAGUGCUGACUCGCUGGUUAAUGCUACCAAGUUUAAAACAACCUCCAACAGGCUAGCACAAGAACCCAAACACAUCGAAGGAGGAAAAAACAAAACAGUACAAAUCCGCAACGAAAGCAACAAUUGCAGUACUUUUCAACGCCCAGAAAGUGAUACAGAUCGCACAGACGACCGCCCGCGGCAUGCCGCACCAGGUGGAAACUACAUUAAUGACGGAUUGUUUGUAAAUUUCGCUCGCUGAAGCAAUAGUGCGACCUCUUCGGCUCAAAAACCCAAAACAAGAAAAGGAGUUACAGUACUAAGGGAACAGUGCCUUUGCCCUCUGCUGCUGCUGCUACCUAGCAAGUGGAAAAAAGUGUUGUGAAAAAGUGCUUCCACCCGUUCUGCGGCCACGCCACGAAUUGUUUCAACGAGCGCGUUGCGUUGCGGGUGAUUUGUUCCAAAAUUGACAUCCAACAGUACGCUCUGGCGUGCACUGGGCAGAACUUUUAGCGGGCUCGGCAAAAAGUGUACGCUCGAAUUCCUUACACAAGAACGAGGAAACAGUUGAAAGAUCAUAACAACAUUUUUUACGGAAAACGACACAAAGCCUACGAGAUACCGAACAAGACAAUCACGACAUUGAAUAGCCAAUCCGAUCAUCCUGCUCGGCUGCAAUUGAUUCGAUCGCGAUCUGCCCACGAACCCGAUCCUUACCGUAGCCGAUCCAUCUGUCCAGCCCGGCCCCCAAGCACCGUGCUGAUACCGGUCCGUUCCAGUCGCGUGGUGGGUUGUGCGUGGUUCUGUGUGCUCUAAUGAUACGCUAUCAAGCAUCGGAACGCGACCACCGCCGAGGGAUCACCGUGCUGAUAGCAGCAAAAACGGAGAAGCAUUAAUCAUCCGGAACUCGAGCUUCCCUUCCUUCUUACUGGCCCGGAGGGAGUAAAAGCGACGAACCUUUUGAAUUUAUUCACUGUGCUUUUGUGCGAAACACGAAACGGAUAGGGGUUGAGUGCAGGACUCUCCGCUGUCCCGCUCUCGAUUCCUGCGUGCAUAUCGACGAAACCCGGAACAAAUUUAGAACGGGCGCAACGGAGCAACCAGAUAUAUGCCGAUCGACACCGAUCGCCUCCAGGAUGAGCACGAACUCGCCCGGAACGCCGAAGAAGUGUCGGCUGAUACUGCAACAAUGUCUUGCGAUACAGCUGACCAAACCGGGCAAUCCGCCCGAAGACUUCUGGAUGUACGACAGUGGCUACACGAUCUUUCAGAAUUUUCUAUCAGCUAACCUUCAAUGCUGGUGGAACGCACCGCUAGCGGCGGCCACGAAGGUUCUCAAAUAUCUUGGACACAUUUCGCCCGGCAUGCUGCUGAUAACGGCCGAACCAUGUGCGCUGGAAAUCAUCCGCAGUGCCUACGCCCGGAGCGUCCUCAAACCACCGGCCACCUAUCUGAUCAACUCCGUAGGUGACAUUGACGAUUGUAUCGUGACGCCUAUCGUUCAGACACAGUUUACACCACUCACGGAAGCACUCUGCGACGUGAUCAUGGAGCUAACAUCCCAAGGACAGUCCGCCACCAUCGAGAACAUACGCAACCGAUUGCGUUCUAGGUUCACCCACAUGCAGCAGCCAUCGGUAGAGGUGAUCUACGAUACGCUUGUGCAGCUGAUGCAAGAAAUCAAAAUCUACCAAACAUCCAAAGGAUACUUUAUCGUCACACCUGAGAAGCGACGGAACAAAACGAACGCUUCGCUCGAGUACGGUGGUUUCGCGGGUGUCGAGCUGGACAGUACGGCACCGACGAAGGAGUCCAAAACGCUCCUGAUGAGCAGCCACGAAGCGCUCAGCAGUCUGUACGGUGAGAUUUCGACCGUGCGUGACGGUGACCAGACGCACCAGUGCAUCCAAACCAACCUGGCCGAUGUGAUCUGUGGUGGCAAUCCGAACGACAAGAUCCUCUAUCCACGUUCUGCCAGCAAGCAGCGCAGUGCAUCCUUCCCGAGCAAUGGGAAAACACUCGAACGGCGCCAUAGUUUACGCUUCUUUGGUUCGUCCAAGCGACUUCAGCGGUCUGCCUCUACGAGAAGCCUCUCCAAGAACUAUGCGCAAACGAUCACCAAGGAUGGUACGAUGGCACCGUUGGCAACACCCGAACAACCAGCGGCACUGGAUGCGAAAAAACAAGCCUCAUCUCAAUCACUGCUAUCGCGAAUCUUCCGACGAAGCACACGCUCGAAGAGCAAGUCAAAGCAGAUCGAAACGUAUUCGGCCCAGUUCCCGCCACCAGAAUGGUUCAACUCGAAGACCACCCAUCUACACAGUGUAGGCACGCAGACGACGGACUAUUUGGACUUUCCAAUCAAGUCACGCCUGUUAAACUCCACCUUUUACGAUAGUUCGGACGUAAGUCAACGGUCCCUAUCGCUUCCGAGACGACGGCACCACCGACGAAACCUUUCCAGUGAGUCAACGUUCUUCAUCUCGUCCCGCGACUGUUCGCCGGUGCGCCGUGGCAAGAGCCCGGGUUCGUACUACUGCGGUAGUUUGCCCCGUUCGAUUCACUCCACACCGGCCAGCUCCGGAUACUAUAAGGUGUCGCGCAGCAAACAACUCUCGUCCGCCGACAAGCUGCACAGCAGCGACAGUCAGGCAAAGAUGGAACACAAAACUAGUCGCAGCCUUGGCAUUGCCAGCGGUCCGUCCAGCAUCGAUAGUGGCAAGAUGACGUACGUCACGUCCGGACCGUCCAGCUUCGACAGCGAGAAGCUGUCCUCGACCCGUACCAGCACGCAUUCCAGCCUGGAAUCGCACGUAUCUUCCUCCACCAUUACUACAGCCAUCCAGCAGCAACAGCAACAGUCGGGCAAUUCUAGUUUGUUCAUCAGCAACGAUACAAAACCACCAACCUCUGGUAGCCCUCAGUCGGGCAGUCCGAGCCGAGGAGCACCGAAUGGUACAUCGAAACCGAUGUCACCCUCAGCACCGGGGACGGUUACGACAGUCAUGACAGCGUUAGCAUCGACGACCAAAGCCAACAACAGCUACAAGUGCUUCGAGACCACGUUCGGCUACACGAGCACCAAUACCGGAGGCGGUGUGAAGGGCAACGCGCAACCAACAAAGCUUGCCGACAGAAUGGCCAAAAGUCCGGCACUCGGUACUGGGCUCGGUGGCCUCAGUCUUACCAAACCGAUCGAUCACCUUACAGCGCUCAGUGAAUCUUUGCUGCAGUUCCGGCUAAGCGGAGACUCAACAUCCAACUCGGGCUCUGCGGGAUCUUCGCCACCUGGCUCAACGACCCACACAAUUCCGGUCGUACAGCAGAACGGUACGCCGGAACUCAACAAGUACAACAAAAACAGCACCAUGAACAAUAGCAAACCGUUCCAACCGAUGACAUCCGCACCGGUCCAACCACCGGCCAAUUUCUUCUACAAAAAUGUCCUGAAAAACAUACAGCACGACAGCAAGAAUAUCUGCGGCGAUCUGGCAGUGGAGAAGACUUCGCCCACCAGGACCUACGAUGAAGGUACGGGUCGGAUGGGGCUUCAGAGUAAUUUACGCCGUUCAAAUUCGGAGAUCAAGAAGCUUAACGCGAACCCAAGUCGUGAAGGAAAGCUAGCAGAAGCCGACGAUCCGAAGGGUUGCGGUCAGACAAUUCCACCACCACAACCGCUCAGCGGCUUGAUCGUAAUGAAGAAGAGCCUUUCGGUGUCGAGUGAACCGAAUCUGUUGGCGAAUGGGGACAGUAAGGCGGCACAGAUCACGAUACUGGUGCAGGAGAACGGUACGAACGGGACCGAGCGAGACAAUAGUGGAGAUACCGAUGGUCGCAAACGCUACUCGCACUACGAUGAGCUGGACCGACGAUUUAGCUACCAGAAUAGUGCGCGCGAUGAACCACCGCUAGUGCUGGAAGAGAUGUACGAGUUCCCGAGUCUGUCUGAUCUGAGCUUCAACUUUACAUCGCUGGCGGCACAGAAGAUCCUGCAGGGUGACGCCAGCCUGAACAGCAUCGAUACGCUCGUCGAGCUGAACAUUAAUCAGGAGAAGCAACAGACACUGAUGCGGCUUAAGAACGAUGCGCGUCUAUUGGCGCAAACGGUUACCCCACCUGCUGAACCAGAUGCGACCAAGGUGAUGACGGACUUUGGGAUGGUUUGAACACACCAACACCCCUCCACACACACACACUCCGACCGCACAACAUACACUCUCCUUCACAAACAUAUACACACACACACAUAUAAAAAGUGCCAAUAUCUUAGGAGCUUAUUAGUAGAAACAUUAGUGGCGGUUAAGUAGUAGGAACAGAUUGUACGGCACGAAGGACGUACAAUCAACGGAGCAUUACCCAUGGGAAACUACAACUCGGUGGUGGUGUUUUUGGUUGGCUAUAUCCUGCCAACAUUUGCGCCGCUGCCCCUCCCCAGCAGAACGUCGGAUGAACGAAAACGAGCAUAUGUAAUCGUGUAACAAUUUUAGAACAAACACUAAGGCGCGAGACGAGUUUUAUCUAACCUAUGUACAGCAAGCAAUACAAAAAAGACGCGUUACAAACAAUAAUAACAUUACUCAUACGAACGACUCGAGCCAGGCGACCAUGUAAUAAGCCGAUAAUAAAGAACGAAACUUAUUAUAUAGUAAUACAAACAGCACAAAA
This is a messenger RNA of Anopheles funestus (African malaria mosquito), 5165 nucleotides long. It is a transcript of the gene knockout, whose product is annotated as nuclear pore complex protein Nup214. The record is from RefSeq and is a predicted model, not a curated record. The coding region runs from base 1637 to 4666 and encodes 1009 amino acids. The transcript has 11 exons. Lineage: Eukaryota; Metazoa; Arthropoda; Insecta; Diptera; Culicidae. Gene Ontology annotation, biological process: positive regulation of transcription by RNA polymerase II. Gene Ontology annotation, cellular component: cytoplasm; nucleus. Gene Ontology annotation, molecular function: DNA-binding transcription activator activity, RNA polymerase II-specific; RNA polymerase II transcription regulatory region sequence-specific DNA binding.